Messenger RNA from Knipowitschia caucasica, 1455 nucleotides. Lineage: Eukaryota; Metazoa; Chordata; Actinopteri; Gobiiformes; Gobiidae. The record is from the annotation of a GenBank genome assembly.
AUGGUCCCUCUGCCUCCAGUUGUGGCAGCAGGGAGGGGCAGGCGUGUGAACAUGGACCUCAGCAGGCCAAACCUACAGCUGUCUGUGGAAGGUGCGCGGACCGGCCCUCAGCGGAACUGGGGAGAAGCAGGGUCAGAGGAGGACUUCAAGGUGAAAAACGAGACAAAACGGAGAGAACCGCCCUCGCCCAGCUCCACCAUGAUUCACAGCCUGUUCCUCAUAAAUGCCUCGGGGGACAUUUUCCUGGAGAAGCACUGGAAGAGUGUGGUCAGUCGCUCCGUGUGUGAUUACUUCUUCGAGGCCCAGGAGAGAGCGUCGGAGCCGGAGAACGUGCCUCCUGUGAUCCCCACGCCGCAUCACUACCUCAUCUCUGUGCUACGACACCGCAUUUACUUUGUGGCCGUCAUUCAGAGCGAGGUCCCGCCGCUGUUCGUCAUUGAGUUUCUGCACAGAGUUGUCGACACAUUUCAGGACUAUUUUGGAGUCUGCACAGAGGCAGCGAUAAAAGACAAUGUGGUCGUAGUUUAUGAACUUCUGGAGGAAAUGCUGGACAACGGCUUCCCACUGGCCACAGAGUCCAACAUCCUCAAAGAACUCAUAAAGCCGCCCACCAUCCUGCGGACCAUGGUCAACACCAUCACAGGAAGCACAAACGUGGGUGAGCAGCUCCCCACUGGUCAACUCUCGGUGGUGCCAUGGCGACGGACAGGGGUCAAAUACACCAACAACGAGGCGUAUUUUGACGUGGUCGAGGAGAUUGAUGCCAUCAUUGACAAAUCUGGAUCCACCAUCACAGCUGAAAUCCAGGGAGUCGUUGACGCCUGCGUGAAGCUGACCGGCAUGCCCGACCUCACUCUCUCCUUUAUGAACCCUCGGCUGCUGGAUGACGUAAGCUUCCACCCCUGUGUGCGGUUCAAACGCUGGGAAGCAGAGCGCAUCCUCUCCUUUAUCCCUCCAGAUGGAAACUUCCGGCUGCUCUCGUACCACGUCAGCUCGCAGAACCUCGUGGCCAUCCCAGUGUACGUCAAACACAACAUCACGUUUCGCGAGGGCAGUUCUCAGGGCCGUUUUGACAUGACGCUGGGCCCCAAACAGACCAUGGGUAAAGCGGUGGAGGCCGUGUUAGUUAGCAGCCAGCUCCCUCGAGGCGUCCUCAACGUCAACCUCAACCCCUCCCAAGGAACAUACACGUUUGACCCUGUCACCAAGUUGCUGUCCUGGGACGUGGGGAAGAUCAACCCUCAGAAACUGCCCAAUCUGAAGGGCAGCAUGAGCCUCCAGGCCGGAGCCUCCAAACCAGAUGAGAACCCCACCUUCAACAUCCAGUUUAAGAUCCAACAAAUGGCCAUCUCAGGGCUGAAGGUGAACCGCCUGGAUAUGUAUGGCGAGAAGUACAAACCGUUCAAAGGCAUCAAAUACAUGACGAAGGCCGGCAAGUUUCAGGUCCGGACGUAG